This is a messenger RNA of Anopheles coustani, 885 nucleotides long. Its product is annotated as ficolin-1-like. The transcript has a single exon. NCBI's taxonomy places the organism in Eukaryota, Metazoa, Arthropoda, Insecta, Diptera, Culicidae. Bases 1 to 885 code for a protein of 294 amino acids. The record is from RefSeq and is a predicted model, not a curated record.
AUGCCAACGGUAAUGGGAGCGAUCGUUCGGGCUAUGAUCGAUUUUCGCAAAGAAAUAUUGGACAAUCUUCAACUGUCGCUCGAGUAUCACACGGAGCAGCUGGAGGAAAUCAAAGUUCAUGUUGAACACAAGAUGGCAGCACAAGAAAAACGAAUGAAAAUCGAGAGUGAGUCAAAGUUUAAACAACUUCUAAAGGAGAUAAAUAUCUCAUUGGAUCAACAAAAAAGUAGUUUAUCCUUUCAAAUGCAAGACCUGCAAAAUCAAAGCGCCGCAAACAUUAAAAUGCUCCUGGAAGUGAAAUAUGAAAGUGAAUCAAAAUUCAAGGAUCUCCGAGACUCGAACAAAAUGUUCCGAGAGGAGAUGAAACCACUGUUUGAUAAAAAUAACGCACAAAUCCAGGAAAUUAGAAAAACACUGAACGCGGUGAAUAGCAUGUCACAUUUUGGCGGUGGCUGGACGAUGUUCCAGCGACGGAUUGAUAGGUCCGUCGAUUUUCACCGCAACUGGACGAUGUACAAGCACGGAUUCGGAAACAUUAACGGAGAGCAUUGGCUGGGUUUGGAGAAGCUUCAUAUCAUGACGAGUUCAGGAAGACACGAGCUGUUGGUGCUGUUGGAAGAUUUCGAAGGAAACUCAGCCUAUGCGCUUUAUGAUGAAUUCAAGAUUGCGAGUGAGGAGGAAAAGUACAAGCUCACCGUGGGAAAGUAUUCAGGAACCGCUGGAGACUCGUUGACAUACCAUAAUGGAAUGAAGUUCUCUACAUUCGACAAAGAUAAUGAUGGAUAUGGAAGCACUCAUUGUGCGGAAGCAUAUGAAGGAGGCUGGUGGUACAGAAAGUGCUUUCGCUGGUUCGUAUUUCAUGAGUUAAAUUUAGUCACGGUUUAA